AUGACUAGCCGACGAUCCCGGACAGGUAAAGCCUUACCUCUAAGAAAUUACGAGCUCCGCCUCAAGCCAUCAAAAUGCGUGUUUGAGGGACAUCGAUCAUUCAACGCUCCUUCAAUAUGCGACCAUAGCCACAUUGUCCUUAAUCACCCGGCAUCGCUUUUCUCGUAUCUGGUGCCGACCAAUUCUCCUACCAUGCAACCUCACCCGCUUGCAUUCUUGCUCGGGUUCACAUCUCGGAGAAAGAAGAAGGGCGAGCGUUCGCCACCCAAGCCCCUCCCACCACGAUCUCGUCGUCUGACUGUGGGCGAAAUCCCAUCUUUGGAGGAACCCUCCAGCGACCCUCUGCCCCCACCCACAAUAGCACAUCCCCAGGAAGUGUCCCCGAUAUUUCUUCUUCCCACCGAGCUACGCCUCCAGAUAUACACUCUCGUCCUUGGCAAUCGCAACAUCCACCUCGGUCUCGAGACGCAGGAUGAUAAUCGUCUUUCACCAUACCUACGGCACUAUCACUGCAAAUACGGACGGCAAGAUCUGUUCAUAGAUCCAUGGCAUAAUUGUUGGUCCCCCCGAGGUGGCAGACCCAAAGAUCCUGUACAGAAGAUCCUGAGUCUGCUCUUGACAUGCCGACUGGUAUAUUCUGAGGCAAUCAACCUGCUGUAUUCGGCAAACACCUUUCAGUUGGAGAACUUGCAUCUUGUCAAGCAUCUUCAUACGCUAGUCCUACCGCAAAGGUUACAAGCCAUGCAGCGUCUGGUGCUCAUUUUACGUUUCGACAGAUUUCCACUCGCACCGAACGAGAUAGAAGACAAUGAGCUGUCACAAGCGAUGGUUUGGAAGACAUUGUCGGAACUGAAGGGAUUACGGGAAGUACAUUUGCAUUUACAGGCAGCCGAGACGGAUGAUCGCAUGUGGAGAGACGAUGGUAGUUGCAGAGAAGCAUUGAGAACUCAGAUAAGGCCACUGGUAGAGAGGCUAGAUGUUUUUAGGGUAUGGUUGCCAGUCAUGAAGAUCUUGACAUGGGAAGGCAUGGAAAGCGAUUCCUUUGCGGUGUGGCCGUCUUAAUAAAGUUGCGAAUGACAGCCGAUAUGAACACACUCGUCCCAUGAUAGUCUGACAAGAAGUGAACGAGAGAUUGUGAACAAACAAUGCGCUAAAGGCUAGAAGUACUAGAUAUGUCAUAUAUAGACACUAUCUAGACACGAUUCGAUACACACUAAUGGUCAUGGGCUGCUUCUCCGGGCAUAUUACCCAUUAGUGCCUUCACAACCAUUCCCUUCUGCUCCUCCGAUAAGCUCGUACCUUCAGGAAAGAAAGUUGAGUUGAAGACCGGCCCCCACAUCGCCAUAUCUGCCUCUUUUCCGCCAUCGCAGCUUUCUUCGUCAAAAAAUGCAGCGAGAGACCCC
Pseudogymnoascus verrucosus is the source of this 1403-nucleotide messenger RNA. RefSeq lists its product as uncharacterized. The transcript has a single exon. Lineage: Eukaryota; Fungi; Ascomycota; Leotiomycetes; Thelebolales; Thelebolaceae. The record is from RefSeq and is a predicted model, not a curated record. The coding region runs from base 1 to 1062 and encodes 353 amino acids.